This is a messenger RNA of Elgaria multicarinata webbii, 2173 nucleotides long. It is a transcript of the gene COLEC11, whose product is annotated as collectin subfamily member 11. The transcript has 7 exons. NCBI's taxonomy places the organism in Eukaryota, Metazoa, Chordata, Lepidosauria, Squamata, Anguidae. The record is from RefSeq and is a predicted model, not a curated record. Bases 292 to 1125 code for a protein of 277 amino acids.
GCUUACAUCAUGGGUCGCUGUUGCGUUCCCACACAUUUUGCUCCUAAUUACUGUCCUGCUGGACAGCUGAGCUGUUUCAAACAGGAAGCUGUUUAUAGAUAACGCUGGAAACUGUUGGGUCUGAUUUGCUGAACAUCGCAGAGCAGGAGACAAGAGCGCUUCAAAUUAAAAACGAUUGGGCUUUUGUAAAUAGUAGCAAUGAAGUUCCUCUGUGCAGUGUCCUUCCAAGAAGAGGCUGGCUUACGGAGUCUGUUUUCUCAGCAGUCAUAAGGAGUAAGGGACAAGCUCAUUAUGAAGAGUGAUCUGGUUUUCUUUGUCUCUGUAAUUAGCCUGGCCUUCCUGUCUCUUCCAAGAUCUGGAUAUGCUCAGCAUAUUGCAGAAGAAUCCUGCUCUGUUCAGAUUCUCGUUCCAGGCCUCAAAGGGGAAGCUGGUGAAAAGGGGGAGAAAGGUGUCCCAGGCCGCCCAGGGCGAGUUGGACCUCCAGGAGAAAAAGGAGAAAUGGGGGACAAAGGACAGAAAGGUAGCAUGGGGCGCCAUGGAAAAAUUGGACCCAUUGGUUCAAAAGGAGUAAAAGGAGAUAAUGGUGAUGUAGGCCUACCUGGCCCUAAUGGAGAUCCAGGCGUUCCUUGUGAAUGUGUCCCACUACGGACUGCCAUUGGUAAAAUGGAUAACCAAGUGACGCUGCUGACAACUGAAUUGAAGUUCAUUAAAAAAGCACUGCCCUCCCCCGCAGCUGUUGCUGGUGUGCGAGAGACGGAUAACAAGACAUACCUGCUGGUGAAAGAAGAGAAGAGGUACAUGGACGCCCAGCUCUACUGCCAAGGAAGAGGAGGAACCCUGAGUAUGCCCAAGGACGAAAGUACCAAUAGCCUAAUUGCUUCUUACAUCAAUCAAGCUGGCGUCAGCCGAGUUUUCAUCGGCAUUAACGAUCUAGAAAAGGAAGGCAAUUUUAUGUACUCCGACCAAUCUCCUAUGCAGACCUUCAACAAAUGGAGUACCGGCGAACCGAAUAAUGCUUAUGAGGAGGAGGACUGUGUAGAAAUGAUAACCUCAGGCGGGUGGAAUGAUGUUGCCUGUCAUAUUACAAUGAAUUUUGUUUGUGAAUUUGACAAAGAAAAUGUGUAGAAAUAUUCAUAUUUUCCCAUCCCCGUCUAUACCUGAACUUGCCAUGAAUUACUGGUGAAAUCCAAAUAUCAUGAUCACUGCUCCGUUUCUGGAUUUCUGUACGUACGUAGCCCUAUUCCAGCAUUCCAAUUCUGUAUUCUGUUUGUGUGAUUUUAUCUGUGCGCUGCCCUGAGAUCCCAGUGAUAUAGGGCGGGAUACAAAUGUUUGAAUAAUAAAUCAAUAUCUAGUAAAUAAUAAUAAUAAAUUUAUUUCUUACCCGCAUCUCCAUUUUGAUCUAGGCGGGGAACAACAGUAAGUAUAAAAUAAUAAAAUGCUGAUUAAAAACAUAGUAUAUGAUUUUAGUGUGCUUUUACGAUGUUUUUUAGAAUGUUUUAACAAUAUCCUAAAAGCAUAUUAAAAGGAUCCUAAAAUUCCACUGGAUAGGUCUGCCAGAAAAGCAUGGAGGGAGAGCAUGCUACCUUUACCCCCUCCAUCAUGGUUUCUGUCAACUUCUGCAUGUGGAGGGCAACUUUCUGAAGGGGAGAGGGUCUCCAUGGAUAGAGUAGGCUCCCAACCCCCUUCAGAAAGUUUCCGUCUACAUGUAGAGGGUGACAGAGGAGGGCAGGACUAGUGCACUUCCCAUUCUCGCACAUUUGCCAUCCAUAGAAUUAGAACACCUGAAUAGGGCAUACAGGAGUGUGUGAGUGAAACGUGGACACACCUUACAAAAUCCAACACAGCAUGUCUCAAACUCUUUUGUCCACCCAUAACGUGGACUUCCUUUGCUCAUAUUCAGCACUACUGUUGUUGGUUUUAAAUUAGAGCACCAUUUCUUUUUGUUACCAUGGCGAUGCUCUUCUUUGCAUGGUGGAGUAGGAGCACACACACCCCUCCCUUGUGUCAUGCCCACUCCACCACCAGGCAAAGAGGAGUGUCUCCAAGAACCACCCAUAAUUUGCAGCUAAGUGAAUUGGCACAAUCCAUUGUUCUCUUUUGCAAGCCCCAUUAAAAUUAAGACUCAGACAGGGCUUGCACAGGAGAGCUUCCCAAUGGAUUAUGCCUCCCCCCA